UUCCCCCGCCGGCGCCGCCCCUCAGCCGCCCGCUCCCGUCAGGCUCCGGGAGGGAUGGCGCUGGCGGGAACAUCGGGCGGCGAUUCCUUCCAGGAGAAGCUCACGCGGGUUACUUCAUGGCUAAGGAAAUUAUUUAACGAUGCGCCUAUUCCACAAUAUGAGGUGAAUGAAAGGACAGUGGAUAUUUUGCAUGAAAUUGUGGAGUGCAAUGAAGAGAGUGAUAAGGAUGCUAUGUUGGUGAUAGAGGACAUGAAGGACAGGACAAGCAAGUAUGAAGCAGAAGCUGAGUACUGGCACGAUAUUCUUCGAGAAACCCUGGGUUUUUUUGAAAACAGUCUGUUUGGAGAGGUCACCAGCGACCUGGUACGAAGUGCAAUGGGCCUCGAAGUGGAGAACACGUCUCUUACCAGCUUCUACAGUGUCUUAAAUGACAUGACCUUGGAACUGUAUAAAACAAAAUCAAAAAACGAUGAACUGGAACACAAAUUGAAGAUCCUCACAAAAAAACUAACUUCAGCACUGAUGGUGGAAAAGCAGUUAGAGAAGGAUAUUGAAAAAUUGGAGGCAUCUCAGAAAGCAGAACAGGCCAAAGCUGAGAUUCACUCCAAGAACUUGAAGUUUCUGGAAGAUAAAUCUAAGGAUAUGAAAAUAAGGAUCAGGGAUGCUGAGAAUGAGCUUGUUGCCAGGGGGUUGGACAAAUCCCUGACACAUGAGGCACUCAUGAAAUCAUCUGAGGAGCUGGCUGCACUGCAUAAAAAAAUGGAGCCAUUGAAGAUGGAACUGGCAUCCUAUCUUGAUUUACCUCCUAGCAUUCUUCUGGCACAAGUGAAGGUUGAAGAAGCGAAAAGAGAACUUAAAGUCCUGGAUGAAGAGCUCUCAAGGGAGAUUGAGGCUGUGCCUUUCGAGCUGUUGUAGCCCAGCAAACCCCAGCUCACCUGAAGGGGCCUACAUGGAACGUGAUUUUCCUUCUGUUGCCUACUGACUUGCACUAGCAAUGCACUUCAGAAUUCUUACGUGCAUCUUGGCAGUUUCCUGCUGUGCUCUUCUCUCUGUUGGCCUUGUGUUUGUAAACUUCACCUAUUUUUCAUUAAAUAGCAUUCAAACUUGC
Passer montanus (Eurasian tree sparrow) is the source of this 1108-nucleotide messenger RNA. It is a transcript of the gene HAUS1, whose product is annotated as HAUS augmin like complex subunit 1. Bases 55 to 915 code for a protein of 286 amino acids. Gene Ontology annotation, cellular component: HAUS complex; cytosol. Gene Ontology annotation, biological process: spindle assembly; centrosome cycle. The transcript is spliced from 9 exons. The record is from RefSeq and is a predicted model, not a curated record. Lineage: Eukaryota; Metazoa; Chordata; Aves; Passeriformes; Passeridae.